ACACAAAACAGGAAGGAAAAGGCCUCAGGCACAUCGGCGACGAGUAGUAGCGCGCCCACUUCCAUUUCUUCUAUUCUAUCAGACUGACACACAACCCUAACAACCAACAUCAACACCACUUUUCCGAGGAGAGAGAAACUGUGAAACACAGAGCUCGUUCCACCUUCAAUGGCGGAAAAUCAAGGUGGAAGUCGCCUCUCCGCUGCUACUUCAAUGGCGGCGACGACGGCAGCGGUAUCAUCACCGUCGUCCUCGAGUUCAUCUUUACAAGCUCAAGCUCUUUUGCCGCAUUCUUCCAACACGUUCUUCGUAUGGAGAGAAUUCUUCUGGGGAGCCCUUGCUGGAGGGUUUGGUGAAGGAAUGAUGCAUCCAAUUGAUACUGUAAAGACAAGAAUUCAAAGUCAAGCUAUUCUGAGUGGAUCUCAGCACCAAAAAACAGUGUUACAAAUGAUUAGAACUGUAUGGGCUGCUGAUGGACUAAGAGGCUUUUAUAGAGGAGUUGUUCCUGGAUUUACUGGAUCUCUUGCAACUGGAGCAACUUAUUUUGGAGUCAUCGAAUCUACUAAACAGUGGAUUGAAGAAUCACAUCCUAACCUUGGAGGUCACUGGGCCCACUUCUUUGCUGGGGGCAUGGGGGAUACACUCGGAUCCUUUAUAUAUGUUCCAUGCGAAGUGAUAAAGCAACGGAUGCAGGUUCAGGGCACACGUGAUUCUUGGAGUACUGUGAUCUCAAAUUCUCAGAGUGGUAAGAUUCCUGGAGUGCAGAUGUAUGGUUAUUAUAAUGGAUUGUUUCAUGCUGGACGCUCAAUAUGGAAGGAACAGGGGCCAAAGGGUCUAUAUGCCGGGUACUGGUCUACACUAGCAAGGGAUGUACCUUUUGCUGGUUUGAUGGUAAUGUUCUAUGAAGCACUGAAAGAUAUGACAGACUAUGGGAUGAAGAAGUGGAUACCUGAUGCAGAUUACCAAAUCAAUAGUACUCUAGAAGGAUUGGUUCUAGGAGGAGUUGCUGGAGGUUUAAGUGCUUAUGUGACGACUCCAUUAGAUGUUAUCAAGACUAGAUUGCAAGUCCAAGGACCAGAUUUAAGGUACAAAGGCUGGUUCCAUGCCAUCCAUCGAACAUGGAUGAUUGAAGGCGCAAAGGGAGUGUUCAGAGGUAGCAUCCCAAGGGUCAUAUGGUAUGUUCCAGCCUCUGCUCUAACAUUCAUGGCAGUAGAAUUCCUCAGAGAAAAGUUCAAUAGAGGGUCAGAACUGGACGAGGAAGAAGUUGCAAGCAUCUAAGUAGACAAGGGGUCCUUAAACGAGGUGGCUUAGGAACUCUUUAGAAAGCUCACAUUUUUUUCCCAUCCAUUACUUUUUUUUGGUUUUACAGAUGGGAUGUUGUUGUAUAGAUUCACAACUGGUGUAACUCCUGUUAUAAAGUUGAUUGAGAUGAAAGGAAGAACAAAGUGAGUGCCCAUUUUUGGAA
Messenger RNA from Spinacia oleracea (spinach), 1465 nucleotides. RefSeq lists its product as uncharacterized. The record is from RefSeq and is a predicted model, not a curated record. Bases 169 to 1278 code for a protein of 369 amino acids. Lineage: Eukaryota; Viridiplantae; Streptophyta; Magnoliopsida; Caryophyllales; Amaranthaceae. The transcript is spliced from 9 exons.